This is a messenger RNA of Heterocephalus glaber (naked mole-rat), 3101 nucleotides long. It is a transcript of the gene Plrg1, whose product is annotated as pleiotropic regulator 1. The record is from RefSeq and is a predicted model, not a curated record. Gene Ontology annotation, biological process: mRNA splicing, via spliceosome. Gene Ontology annotation, molecular function: protein binding. Lineage: Eukaryota; Metazoa; Chordata; Mammalia; Rodentia; Bathyergidae. Gene Ontology annotation, cellular component: Prp19 complex; precatalytic spliceosome; catalytic step 2 spliceosome.
GCGUCACUUCCGGUGGCCGGGCACCGAUUCCGGAAGGGGCUUCCUAGUGGCGGCGACGGCGGCGGCGGGUUCUCCGCCGUGACUAGUGUUUCUCCGCCGCCUGAGGGGUGGAAUACACGGCGUCGUCAUGGUUGAGGAGGUACAGAAACAUUCUGUACACACACUUGUGUUCAGGUCAUUGAAAAGGACUCAUGAUAUGUUUGUAGCUGAUAAUGGAAAACCUGUGCCUUUGGAUGAAGAGAGUCACAAACGAAAAAUGGCAAUCAAGCUUCAUAAUGAGUAUGGUCCUGUGUUGCAUAUGCCUACUUCAAAAGAAAAUCUUAAAGAGAAGGGCCCUCAGAGUGCACCGGAUUCAUAUGGUCAAAAACAGUAUCCUGCCAGUCAAGGACAAGAAGUUGAAUAUGUAGUUACAGGAACGCAUCCAUAUCCACCAGGACCUGGGGUGGCUUUGACAGCUGAUACUAAAGUCCAAAGAAUCCCAAGUGAAUCCGCUGCACAGUCCUUAGCAGUGGCAUUACCUUCUCCUCAGGCCAGGAGUGAUAUAAAUCGUACUGCACCUGGUGGAAAUGAAUACCGAGGGGCUUCUGAACGCUCACAGCCUACAGGGAUGAAUUCGAUGGUUGUGGAGACUGUCAGUACCAAGAACUCUGCACUGAUGGCUAAAAAAGCCCCUACGAUGCCAAAACCCCAGUGGCACCCACCAUGGAAACUCUACAGGGUCAUCAGUGGGCAUCUUGGCUGGGUGCGAUGUAUUGCCGUGGAACCAGGAAAUCAGUGGUUCGUUACUGGAUCUGCUGACAGAACUAUAAAGAUCUGGGACUUGGCCAGUGGUAAGUUAAAACUGUCACUAACUGGGCAUAUCAGCACGGUGCGGGGCGUGAUAGUGAGCACCAGGAGCCCAUACCUGUUCUCCUGUGGAGAAGACAAACAAGUAAAAUGCUGGGACCUUGAGUAUAAUAAGGUUAUAAGGCACUAUCAUGGACAUCUAAGUGCAGUAUAUGGUUUGGAUUUGCAUCCAACAAUUGAUGUGCUGGUCACCUGUAGUCGAGAUUCAACUGCACGGAUUUGGGAUGUGAGAACUAAAGCCAGUGUACACACAUUGUCUGGACAUACAAAUGCAGUUGCUACAGUGAGGUGUCAAGCUGCGGAACCGCAAAUUAUUACUGGAAGCCACGACACUACAAUACGAUUAUGGGAUCUGGUGGCUGGAAAAACAAGAGUGACACUAACAAAUCAUAAAAAGUCAGUCAGGGCUGUGGUUUUACAUCCCCGACAUUACACAUUUGCAUCUGGUUCUCCUGAUAACAUAAAGCAAUGGAAAUUCCCUGAUGGAAGUUUCAUUCAGAAUCUUUCUGGUCAUAAUGCUAUCAUUAAUACAUUGACAGUAAAUUCCGAUGGAGUACUUGUAUCUGGAGCUGACAAUGGCACCAUGCAUCUUUGGGAUUGGAGAACUGGCUACAAUUUUCAGAGAGUUCAUGCAGCUGUGCAGCCUGGGUCUUUGGACAGUGAAUCAGGAAUAUUUGCUUGUGCUUUUGACCAGUCUGAAAGUCGACUACUAACAGCUGAAGCAGAUAAAACCAUCAAAGUGUAUAGAGAAGAUGAUACCGCAACAGAAGAAACUCAUCCAGUCAGCUGGAAACCAGAAAUUAUCAAGAGAAAGAGAUUUUAAUGUGGCACUGUCUCUGUGGUGGUUCUUUUUUUUUUUUUUUUUUUGUAAUUUUUUUUGGUGGAACCAAGUCAUUUUAUGCUCUGACUGGGAAUAUAAAGGAGAAACUCACUUCUAAAACUAUUGCUGCUUCAUAUUUUACAGUAAACUGUCCCGUGUGUCCCUCCCCAAUCCUAUGUUUUUUUAUUUCUAAAAUAAACAAUUUGUGACCUAGAAAGUAAGAUGCAAAUGUCAAGUGUAUGCAGGUUUAUUGAACAGAACUAUUCUAAAGACAGUAUUUUGACAGUUUUAUUAGAAAAUUCCCCUUUAAAAAUACACAAAACUAUUAUUAGGACAUGUUUUGAGGGGAACAGGUGUUUUUAUCAUUCUUUAAAAACAUAUCUGUGACUGAUAAUUUGGGAUUAAAAAACUUGAAGGAUUAAUUUAACUUACAUAUGUUUAUUCCAGAAAGAGUUCUUGAGUGCAUGUUGGGUGAAGUCCUGCACUAGAGACUGUUCAGGAAGAGAAGUAAGAUGUGUGUCUGUCCACGACUUCUAGUUAAGGUAGCUUAUUAUAGAAACACUGUCAGAGGGGAGCAGGUGUGAUGCUGGGAGGCACAAAGGGAAAGACCGUUGUUUCUGGGGAGGGUUGUGGAAGAUUUCGUCGGGAAAAGACAUUUGAGAAGUCCCUGGGAAGUCAGAGGGUAGAGAAGGAAGAGGGUUGUUUGUUUUGUUUUUGUCAUGCUGAGAACCAAACCAGGUCUCCUGCAUGCUGGGUAAAGGUUCUGAGCUACACCUCUGACCCAGGAAAAGAGUAUUCUGAGAUGAAGCAUAAAGUGGUCGAAACUGGACAUGAAGGAUGGGAGUGUUGUGUUCUAGAGUAGUAGGGAGCGAAGCUGGCUUGUGCUGGGGAAAGUUCAUAUUCCGAGUUUGGAUUUUAUCUCACAAGCAGUAGGAUACCAAUACUGAUACAGAAACUUGGGAGAGAAUAACUCUGGAGGUAACAUCAGAGCUAUUUAAAGCUGUAGCAAGUGCCACAAUCUUAGGCUGAUUUUAUUAAAAAAGAAAAAAGGUUCCUAAUUCCUAUGCUGCCUGAUAAAUGAGAAUUUUAUAAAUCCUGCCUUUGGGAUCCAGAAUCCCCAUGAGUCAAGAGGUAUCAAACUUCACCUGUAAUCAACACAAUUAUAAGAAAAAUCAAUUUUUAAAAAUUCCCUAGUUAAAUUGCAGCAUGCUUUUGAACAAACCAUUCAAAUUACACGUAUCCCAUCCUUCAUGUACUAUGUGGGAGUAUAAUUGUUACAAUUUUCAGGAAUAUAGUUUUCCAGGAUUUGUUGAAAAUUCUAGAAUACUUAGGUCUACUAAAUAGGAAUGAUGAGAUAAGUGUACACAAGCAAGAGGAUUUUUGCUCCUUAAUAAUGCUGACCUAAGUGUUCUGUCAAUAAAAGACUAGUUUAAUA